AUUGAGAAAGUAUCCUACAAGCUGUUAUUACCAGCAACAACCAAUAUCCACCUAGUAUUCCAUGUUUCCUUGUUGAAAAAGAAGGUUGGAGAUAAUGCAGUUGUAUCUUCAAUAGUUCCAGUAACAGAUGAGUCAAGCAAGGUGAAGGUGAGUCCUAUAGAGAUUUUGGAACGUAGGAUUAUAAAGAAAGGAGACAGGGCUGUGGCUGCUGGAUUAAUUAAAUGGUCUAAUCUGUUUACCGAAGAUGCAACUUGGGAAGAUCUUGAAGAGCUUCAGCUGCAAUUCCCAGAAUCUGACAUUCAUUCUGGAGGUCAUUUUGUGUGGAUUAUUGGUGUUCUCGGCUAUGCUUAGUGGCUUUAUAAUGAGAUAUUUGGUGGAGGAACCAAUACAAAUAAGGCAGGAUUUGAAUUUCGAUUAUACAAAGAACAGUCCUGUUGCAUUUGUGUCCAUAAAACCUUGUGGUGGCGUUGCUUGUGAUGACGAGGAUUGUAAAGAGAAUAUUGGAAAUGUCAAGAGCUUAAAGAGAAUAUUGUCUUUCAGGGUGCUUGUUCUGACUUGCUUCACUGUUCAUUUGCAGAUCUGCGUGGACUUCCUCUCUGUUGAUGGGAAAACCCUUGCCACCAAAAGCCAUCCAUGCAUUUUAAAAUUCAAAAGCGAGUUUAUCCGCAUUUUAUUGAAUUUUCUUAAGGUUGCACCCCUUGCUGCUGGCUACAUUUCUGAAUCCCAGACUUUGGCGUUGAAGAUAAAAGGUUUUAGGGAAGGUGACGUGCCUGCUUCCUGCUUGAAGGUGAUAAUUGAACAACGAGCUGAAUGCCGGCCUGGAGAUGGUAUCCGUGAAAUAUAUGAUGCGUCCGUCAUAUGGAUAGUAUGGUGAGGAAAGAAAACCAUAUUCAUAUGGAUUAACAUGUUGUUUAUGAUGGAGUUGUUGUUCGCUCUAGUAUGCUGUAGACCUGUUAUUAUUCCAAGAGCAAGGUUGAGGGAUGAUUCUGGUAUCAACAGUACCACUCCAAACAACGUCCCCGCACAGAGUUGA
This is a messenger RNA of Populus nigra (black poplar), 1033 nucleotides long. RefSeq names its product seipin-2-like. Gene Ontology annotation, biological process: lipid droplet organization; lipid storage. Gene Ontology annotation, cellular component: endoplasmic reticulum membrane. NCBI's taxonomy places the organism in Eukaryota, Viridiplantae, Streptophyta, Magnoliopsida, Malpighiales, Salicaceae. The record is from RefSeq and is a predicted model, not a curated record. The transcript is spliced from 2 exons.